Messenger RNA from Penicillium malachiteum, 1710 nucleotides. RefSeq lists its product as uncharacterized. Gene Ontology annotation, biological process: carbohydrate metabolic process. NCBI's taxonomy places the organism in Eukaryota, Fungi, Ascomycota, Eurotiomycetes, Eurotiales, Aspergillaceae. Bases 1 to 1710 code for a protein of 569 amino acids. The transcript has a single exon. The record is from RefSeq and is a predicted model, not a curated record. Gene Ontology annotation, molecular function: phosphomannomutase activity; magnesium ion binding.
AUGUCUGCACCAUCACCAGACUCUCUAGAGGCUCGCCUCGCCUAUGAGCCGCAGGUCUUGAAGUUCGGCACAAGCGGUCGACGUGGCUUGAUCAUUCAUUUGACUCAACUGGAGAUCUACACCAAUGUCCUGGGUGAGAUCCGCUACCUUCAGAAAAUCCCUGUUUCCGAAGGUGGUAUUGAAGUUGGUGACGACUUCUACUACGCAUACGAUCUUCGUCCCAGUUCAAUUGGCUAUGUUGACCCUAACCGCGGGGGUCUGUGCCAAGCCGUGGAGCAGGCUCUGCGAGAUGGCGGCAUGCGUCCUAUCAGUCUAGGCGCGAUCCCCACACCUGCCCUGACGCUUUUUGCCUUACAGCGAGCCAAGGGAAGUAUUAUGGUCACUGGUAGCCAUAUUCCUUUCGAUCGCAAUGGCUACAAGCUCAACACCUCCAAGGGAGAGUUGUUGAAGAAGGACGAGCAGCCUAUCAAUGAGUCUGUUGAAGUUACUCGUGUUCAGCUCCUGGCUCAGCCAUUCGCUGAGUCUCUUUUCACUGAGCAGGGCAUGCUCCGCAGUGCCACUUCUACUCUUGUUCCCGCCAUUCCCGAGGGUAAGAGUUCUUACAUUCAGCGAUACGUCGACUUCUUCAAGGGCGAUUCCCUGCAGGGAAUGAAGUUGCUUGUUUACCAGCACUCUGCCGUUGGCCGUGAUCUUCUUGUUGAGUUGUUCAAGCUUCUCGGCGCGGAGGUCGUCCCAGCUGGACGCAGUGAGACCUUUGUCCCCAUCGAUACUGAGGCUAUCGACCAAGCCCAGCUGGAUACAGUUCAGGCUCUUUACGACAGCACAGGCCAGAGUUUCGAUGCGGUCCUGUCCACAGAUGGAGACAGCGAUCGUCCCCUUCUUCUCGCACCCCAGGAUGGCAAGCUCCGCUUCUUCAGUGGCGACUUGCUGGGUAUGGUUGUUGCCGAGUUCCUGGGUGCCGACGCCGUAGUCGUGCCCAUCAGUACCAACGAUGCUAUUGACCGAGGUGCUCUGGCCACUGCUACCGAGCCCAAGACAAGAAUCGGUAGCCCCUAUGUCAUUUCCGGCAUGCAGGACGCCGUCUCCAAGGGACGUAGCCGUGUCCUUGGCUGGGAGGCGAACGGUGGAUUCCUCACAGGAUGUGACAUCGAAUUGGACGGCAAGAAGCUUCAAGCCCUCCCUACCCGCGAUGCAGUUCUUCCUCUGCUUUCUGUUCUUUUCGCAUCUCGCAAGCGUCAGACCACCAUCCCGGCUCUUUUCACAUCUCUUCCGGCCCGUUUCAGUCGCGCGUCCGUUAUCCGAAACUUCCCUCGCCCGACAAGUGCGAAGAUUGUGCAGCGCUUCUCACCUACCGACAAGUCUAUCCAGUCUAUUCGUUAUGAUGAUAACAGUGUGAGCCCUCUUGAUCCCAACGGAAACAAGAUCGACUCUCCUGCCUCAGAACUCGAGCACUUUUCCCAGAUCCGCGAUCAACUCCAGAAGGUCUUCUCCUCUUCAGCCGGCUUUACCCCGAUCAAGAUGGUGAACUACACCGACGGAGUCCGUGUCACUUUCCAAAAUGGCGAUGUCGCUCAUAUCCGACCUUCUGGUAAUGCGGAUGAGCUCCGUAUCUACUCUGUUGGCGAUAACCAGGCUCGUGCCGAUGAGAUCUGUGAUCAGGGUAUUGCCGAGCCUAACGGUCUUUUGCGACAGCUGGCUGCUAUGAUCUAA